Messenger RNA from Meloidogyne enterolobii, 2462 nucleotides. The record is from the annotation of a GenBank genome assembly. NCBI's taxonomy places the organism in Eukaryota, Metazoa, Nematoda, Chromadorea, Rhabditida, Meloidogynidae.
UUUUGUUGGGGGGAGUUUUUGUUGAUAAUCUCUUUCUGUUCGGAUUGGAAAUACUUCUUCUUUGUUUAUACCAGAAAGUGUAUCAUACCCAACUUUAUCCGGAUUUACAUGUUCUUCAGGCCAUUCUUUAAAAAAAAGAAUUUAAUUUUUAAAUUAAAGGGAAGCUUUUUUACUUUUAAAGAAUCUUGUAUUUUCAUUUUUCACAUCAGCCCUUGUUUGUUUUGAUGUUGGUGCUUUAUUUAACUUUCUCUUUUUCUAAAAAAAUAUUUGAAAAUUUAAAAAAAUUAAAUUGUAUAAAAUACCCUACAACACAAAGAAAUAGACAAUCUCGCCCAAUCCAAUUUCGUCACUGCCAACUUAAGCCCUGCCCUCCUGUUGUUUCACACAAAAACGGCAAACCUUCAAUCUCCCCCUCAUCUUUAUUGGAGUUAACAUCUACUGCUUCUAAACAAAAUGUUUAUCGAUGGAAGCAUGGCAGAUGGACUGUUUGUUCGGCAUCUUGUUUGGGGGGUCAUCAAAAAUUACCAUUACUUUGUAUUGAAUUAUCUAGUGGAAGAGCAGUUCCUUAUUCUAAAUGUGAAAACGAGACUAUUAAUGAUGGUAAAAAACCAGAAGAGUUAAUUCGUCAAUGUAAUCAACAACCUUGCCCUCCUAAUUGGGAUAUUUCUGAUUGGUCUGUUUGUUCACAUUCUUGUGGGGGAGGACUCAGAACUCGUCAAAUAAGAUGUAUUCAAUUAAUUGCAAGGAAAGGACCGGAAACAACACUUUUAUUGCCUGAUAUACAAUGCCCUGGGGAAAAGCCUGGAGAUGAAGAGCCUUGUGGAAUGGUUGACUGUGCACCUGAAUGGAGUAGUCAAUGUUCAACAAAUUGUGGAUUUGGUGAACAACAACGUUCACUUUCGUGUAUACAAAGAGAUUCUUUUGGAAAAAUAGAGGAGAAAGCAAUAGAAGAAUGUAUUUUAACAACAAAUAGUGAAAGACCGAUAAUUACUAAAAAUUGUAGUAAUUUAGUUAAUUGUCCUCAAUUGGAUAUUGAUAAAAAUAAAGAAAAUAUACAAAAUUCUUCUCCAAAUAAUUUAGUUCCUUUUAUUUAUUCUGAACCUUUUAUUAAAGAAAAAUCAGCGAAAGACCAACCAUUGGGUGAUAUUGAAAAUGAAGAAGAAGAAGAGGGGGAGGGAGAAGAAGAAAAUAUAGAAGAAGAAGGGGAAGAAGAGGAAGUUAAUAAAAAUAAAUAUAAUCAACCAAGAAAAUUAACUUUACAAAUUGGGGGGAUUGCUAAUUUAUAUGAAGGAACUUCUGUAAAAGUAAAAUGUCCAGUAAAGAAUGGGGGUAAUAAAAGAAAAAUUAUUUGGACAGUUAAUGGUCGCCCUCUUCUACAAAGUUCUCGUCUAAAAAUAUCCCAAAACGGGGCUCUCAGAAUUUUUAAUUCACGUCAACACGAUGCGGGUAUUUAUGCUUGUUAUAAUAAUGAGAAUAAACAAUUGGGGAAUGUAACACUUAAAUUUAAACCGGACAAAGAAAAUGAAAAUAAUAAAACAAAAAAUAAUAAAAAGAAGGCAACAAAAAAGAAAAAAUUACUUCAAAGAAUUCGUAAUUCUUUAUAUAAUAACGGUCAAUAUUCUUUUUAUGAGAGAAUAGCCUCUGCAACUAAAGAUCCAAGCCAAAUUCGUGUUGAAUUUGUUGUUUCUGAUUGGGGGGAUUGUGAACAUUUAAAUUGUUUGGAAGGAAUACAAACUCGUCAAAUUUUUUGUAAAAUAUUUUUUGGAAAUGAAUCUGCAAAUUUAGAGGAUUUAAAUAUUUGUGAAAGUUUUGGGGCUAUACGCCCUUUAAUUACUAAAGAAUGUAUUGAUACAAAAUGUGCUAGGUGGGAAAUUGGAAAAUGGAGUGAAUGUAAUUCUUCGAGGUGUGUUAAACAAUGGACAGCAUUACAAAGAAGAGAAAUAAAAUGUGUUUUUGGGAAUAAAACAGAAGCUAAUCCAAUGCUUUGUUCAAGAAAAACUCGACCAAAAUUAAAAAGAGAAUGUCAAAAUGUAAAUUGUUCGGCUGAUUGGCGUCCUUCUGUUUGGGGUAAAUGUAGUAAACAAUGCGGGGAUGGAGGUGUUCAAAUGAGACUUUUACGUUGUGUUUGGAGAGGAACUAAAAAACCUGCAGGACAAAAUUGUAAUCAAACAAAGAGGCCAAUAGCUAUAAGGGCUUGUCUGUUUAAAAGAAAAUUACCUGAAUGUGGAAUAAAUAAAAAUGAAGGGGAACGAGAGGGAGAAGGAGAAGAAAAUGAAGAAAAAAGAGAAGAAAAAGAAAAACAAAAAUCUUUAUUGCCUUUACGUUUGUGUGAAGAUCAAAGCCGUUUUUGCGAUAUUCUUCGUUUAUUUCAGACAUGUGACCAACCUAAAAUUAAAUUACAAUGUUGCUAUAGUUGUAGAAAGUUAAUUGAAGAAUUUAAUAGUAAAUCUUUUGGAAAAUAA